This is a messenger RNA of Talaromyces marneffei, 816 nucleotides long. RefSeq lists its product as uncharacterized. Lineage: Eukaryota; Fungi; Ascomycota; Eurotiomycetes; Eurotiales; Trichocomaceae. The record is from RefSeq and is a predicted model, not a curated record. The transcript has a single exon. Bases 1 to 816 code for a protein of 271 amino acids.
AUGUCGAACCCAUCUCAGCUCUUCCUCCUAGCAGACCACAUCAAACUCUCCCUCCUCGAACGACAACGCGCAAUAUCCCUCAACCUCGAACCCAACACCCAAGACGGCGAAAUCUCUCGAUCUUUAGAGUCGUUUCGCGAGAGUCUUGAGCGCCUCGAAAACGACAGCGACAACAGAGAUGACGCCGAUAUUCAAGAACAAAUAAGCACACUACGUACUCAAUACGACGACUUUGCAUCUCAAUUCUAUGGAAACAGCCAUGAAGAACCAAGCGAUGCCACAAAAGUACCGAAUGAUCCAUCCCUAGGACCGGAUUUUGCGCAUGCGACUCGCGGGACGAAUCUGCAGCAACCUAUUCCGCAACAUCCGAUCUCUAAAUCUGUGCGGUUCACAGACGCUGGUGAAGACGAUGAGGAGUAUAACUCCAACAGGGCGGCAUUAUUACAGCCCUACCGCGACGACCCAAGCAGUACCCGCGAAGGAGGACAAGCCUAUUUGGAUACAAGCAACCUCGAUAACCAACAAAUCCACGCCCACCACCAACGGAUUCUCUCCGAGCAAGAUGCGCAAUUAGAUUCGCUGGGCGAGUCUAUUGGUCGCCAGCACCAGCUGAGCAUUCAGAUUGGUGAUGAAUUAGAAGGACAGAUAGCGCUGCUGGAUGAUGUGGAUGAGCAUGUUGAUCGGCAUCAGGGACGACUGAAUAAUGCGCGACGCAGACUGGACAAAAUUCGGAGGAAGGCGGGGGAUAAUUGGAGUAUGAUGACUAUUAUUGGAUUGAUUAUUGUGCUUGUUAUUUUGAUUGUUAUACUCAAGUAG